GCGCCUCGAGCUUCCGGAGUUCGCUGUCAUGGCGGCAGGGUGCUGCAGAUCUUCCUGAGGGGAAGCUUUCUCCGGACGCCAUGAAGAAAGCGUCGCCGAUGCCCUUUGAGGUUCCUCGAGAACCGCAGCAGCCUGAGGAAUGCGAAGGCCGCCUCUCGCCUGGCAGCGGAAGCUCUUGCUCUGCAUCUCUGUCCAGCGGCUCCGAUGACCUUGAACCUGAAUGGUUAGAUAGUGUACAGAAAAAUGGAGAAUUAUUCUAUCUAGAGCUGAGUGAAGAUGAGGAAGAAACUCUCCUUCGGGACACCUCUCUGGAUAUGCCUGUGGUGAACCGUGUCAGGUUUUGUGAAAAUGAAGCUGAGGUUAUUCGUGAGCGAUCUCAAAAAGAGAGAAAGAGUGAACACAGGCUGGAAAAGUUCACUAAAAUAUUAAAAUAUAAAAGGUUUUUAUCAAAACAUUCUAGUAAGAAGAUGUCAAGUGACAAAUGUGAUGUUCAUGCCUCUGGCCCAGCAUCCAUACUGAAACACCAUUCUGGUCAGAGGAUGGAGGAUGUGGCCCAGCAAUGUUACAAAGAUGUCUGCCUUUAUGUAAAUCCGAAGAGGCUAUCAAAUGCUGAGAGAGGAGAGCAGUUCAAGCUUCUGGAAUCAUUAAUAGGGAUUAUCCAUCAAUCUCCAUGGAGAAAAACUGAAAAACAUAAUCACAGUAUUGAAUCUAGAAGUGCCAAUGAAGAGAAACUCGUAGUAAAUGGUUUGAUACCAGGCAGCUCAGCAAUAAACUCUGGUCACAUCUUGAUUGGAGAUGUUCUUGUUGCAGUAAAUGAUGUUGAUGUAAACUCUGAAAAUAUAGAAAGGGUUUUGUCUUGCAUUCCUGGUCCUAUGCAGGUGAAGCUUACGUUUGAAACAACAUUCUUUGAGUCAAAAGAUGCAUCCCAACAAAGAUGUAAGCAGACGCAAUCCUCCAUGAAUAACCUGCUCAAAGUGUUGCGGAGAGACCAUUACAAUGAUCCACAGUUCUCCAUCCAAAGUAUACCACAUAUUAUUAUGUACCUCUCACUCAAACUGGAUUCUGAUACAUCUAAGGAUGAGCAAGAAAUUCUUUACCAAUAUCCCAUAUCAGAAGCUUCCCAAAAAAUGAAAAGUGUAAGAGGAAUAUUUCUAACGCUGUGUGACAUACUGGAAAACAUGACAGGAACACAUAUAAUCAGUUCAUCAAUGUUUUUAUGUGGAAAACUGAUCCAUGUCGCUUACUGGAAGGAAUCGGAUAAUCUCCUUGUAAUUGGCCUUCCAGCUGAAAGUGUCCCUCUCUCUCAGCUAAGGAACAUGAUUGCAGAUGUUGUCCGGACUUUGAAAUUUAUGUAUGGCUCUCUAGACAGUGCUUUUUGUCACAUAGGAAAUGUUUCUCGGUUGGAUCACUUUUUCAACCUGUUCUUCCAGCAAGCCCUUCACCCUGCCAGACUCAGCUCAUAUAACAGCCCUAGUUCUCAACACUAUGAUAACUGCAGUGCAUUGCUUUUAUACAACUUUCCAGGAGUGCGGUGGUUGUGCCUUCCACAAGAAAUUAAGGUAGAAAUUGAUACAGCUCUGAGUGAGUUGGAGGCGGCAGACUUUGCAGAACUGUCGGAAGAUUACUAUGACAUGAGACGACAAUAUACAAUUUUGGGUUCAUGUCUCUUCUACAAGGGAUAUUUAAUUAGUAAUCACUUGCCAAAGGAGGAUUUAAUUGAUAUUGCAUUAUAUAGCAGGCAUUAUUGCCUCUUGCCCUUGGCAGCAGAACAGCGCAUUGGUCAGUUAGUAAUAUGGCGAGAAGUGUUUCCACAACAUCAUCUUCAGGCAUGUGAAGCAUCUUCUGAAGGGUAUGAAGAACCCAGAGCAAGAUACUUUUUACUCAUAGUUGGUCUGAGGCACUUUAUGUUGAGUGUCUUGCUGGAAGCGGGAGGUUGUGCUUCCAAGGCCAUUGGAAAUCCAGGGCCAGAUUGCAUAUAUGUGGAUCAGGUGAAAGCAACUAUCCUUCAGUUGGAUGGAAUAGAUCUCAGCAUAGAUGAGUGUUUGGAAUCGCCCUCCACUCCGCUGCUAUCCUGUGUAGACUGGUUCCUCCCUGCAUCGCGGGACAAACUGGAAAGCUUGACCAGCUUGUCUUUUCUCAACAAACUGCAGUACACAGCAGGCCCUCCCGCAAGUAAAAAAGUGCCAUUUAGUGAUUCUUCCUUAAGGACACGUAAGCCUAGUCCCUUAAGAAAUAGUGGGGUGCCUGACAAUGAUAGCAACAGCCCUGAAGCAGGAAGUGGGAACCUUAAUACAAAUCCUGUGCAACUGAAAGGUCCUGGACGACUUGAUGGAAGUAAUAGUCUGUUUACGAUCGCUAAAAAGAAGAAUAUUCUUCCAAAUCCUUUUAAUUUAGGAACCCUCAAAAAGAACCUUACAGAUAAGGAAGCUGAACUGUAUAAUGUUAUGAAGUUGACAUCUGGUCCUGAAAACACUCUCUUCCACUAUAUUUCUCUAGAAACAAUGCAUGGAAUUUUUAUCACUCCAACACAUGCUGAAGUCGCACAGCUGAGUGGAACUAUCCAUCCCCAGCUCAUCAAGAAUUUCCAUCGCUGUUGCCUUUCCAUCCGUUCCAUUUUUCAACAAACUAUAACAAGUGAAGCUAAAAAGACUGCAGGUACUAGAAGUUCAGAUCGCAAAAAAGCAAAUUCUGGCCUACAUCAAGUGAAAGAACAUGGGGUGUUGUUUGAAUGUUCUCCUGACAACUGGACGGACCAAAAGAAACCUCCACCAACUAUAAUGUACUGGGUUGUGGGGAGACUCUUCAUAGAUCCCAAGCCUCGGGAGUUUUAUGUCUGUUUUCAUGACUCAGUUACAGAGAUUGCUGUUGAACUGGCUUUUAAGCUAUCUUUUGGCUUAGCUCUGUAAAUUUGUUUACUUAUACGACCAUCAUAAACCUUCCAGCACACUUAAGGCACAAAAAUAAGAAUUAAAUUAUGGUUUUGUUCUGAAGCUCUUUGAAGUGUUCCUCUAGAAUAAUCUCCUUGAUGAAUAACUUUUCAAAUGUUUAUAAUAAUACUUUGGUGUCAUCAACAGUAUUCUGAGUAGACUGACUUUUCAAAUUACUUAUUUUAAAAAAAAAUAUAAGCAAGUUGUGAUUUUCUCUUUACUGCCUUGCAACAAAUUUUGCACAUAAGCGCUGUGAUCAAGAAGAAUCUGUACACAUGAACCAUAUGUAGAUCUGCAUUCUCAGAGCUGAGUUUCUUUUUUUGCAAGGUUUAAAAGCUCCAAACAUCUGUUACACUUUCCUCAGGUUAAAAAUGCAGUUGGGCAGGGGCAGCGAUCUGUGGGGCACUUUGUGAAAAUGAACAGCCGUAAAGAACUCAGUUUCACACACACACACUUCUGGACUUCCAACUUAGGGAGUGUAAUCUAUAUAUAUAAAAAUGUAAAAAUCUUGAAAUUGACGGCCGCUAUGUUCUCCGUAACCGCUUGACCGAUCGUCCUGAAAUUUUGACACAGCGAUUCAGGCCACUCCCCAAGGGUUGUAGGGGACAUGAAAAACCUCAAAUCACACACCUUGGCAGGAUUUGACCCGCUUUUCCACCAAGUCAAACAGCGCCCUCAAGUGGAAUUCCUCCCACAGUACACCCCCUCCCUUCCUGUGAAAUCUAAGCCACACCCACAAAUCAAAUGACAUCAUCAACCAAGCAACUGAAAGUCGGCCAUUAUCAAACCCCUAGGCCCUGCCAGGCUGCUAGGCCUCCACUAGGCCUGGGGGGGGGGGAUAACCCACAAACCCCACCUCCGCCACGAGAUCCUGUAAAACAGGAGGCCUUGGCUCCAUUUUACAGACUAGGCCUCGGCUCUACAGCCCUUUAAAUACUAUCCCGAAUGGAGCCCUGGGUGGGAGGUGGGGGGAGGAGAAGCCCAAAUAGGACAUGGGCUGACGUAGGUUGGGGGGAGCAACUGUCCAACAGCCACCGAAACAGCCAUUCCACCCCAAGCUCAAAGCCUCUCCCGGCGGCUGCAUUAAUAAACGCCUGGCAGCAUUAGGCAGUCGUUCAUCAUUUCUCCUAACACACUCUUGGGGGCACAGAGAGGGGUUUUCGCUUUAUAAUUUAGUGGCCGUUGUGUAAUGCUUAGAAAUCCUGCUAUGGCUUAUUUUAUGGGUAUGUCUUAUUUUAGGAGAAACAACUGAUUGUAAGCCUCUGUGUCUUUUUUUAAAAAAACAACAACAACCAUGCACUUUCUCUCCCCAGUUUAAGUCCUCAGAUAUUUGCAGUGGCCACCCCCCACCCCAUUUACAAUAUCUCCCCUCGGCUUUGCAGACUAGGCCGCUUUCCAGACCAGGCCAAGUGGAGGUGGGGGGCAAUAGAGGGCAGGGAUACGUAAUGGGUCAGAACGGGGGGAGGGAGACACAGGGAUGAAACCUGCCCUCUCCACAGUGUCUCGCCUCGACUCAGGGGGACUCUGAGGCUCAGGGGGAUCUGAAGGGGGGCUAUUACCCUCCAUUUCACAGACUAACGCACAGCAACGCGUGCAGGGCCAGCUAGUGUUUAAUAUAUUACAUAGUGUACAGUAUUCUACACAUGCAAUGGAAUAUAUUAAAGAUCAGUGGGGGGGGAAACAACACCUGAACUUUUUCUGAUUUUUUUCUUACACAGUGGGGGGGGGAAGACUACCUUACAUUAAAGGGCUAUAAUAUUUUAUACAAUAAAUGAUGUUAUGUAUAAUUAUGUGAAUGAAUAAACAUUACUUGUUAUAAAGUAACAUUGCCCUUAUUGAUGCUCUGCGGCAAACAUCAGAAGGAAAUAACCAUUUUGCUUUCAAAAAAUUGUAUAAACUAUUUUUAUUUUAUUUAUUUACAAUAAAGACACAUAUUUGCAGAAUGUGUCCUGUAUAUUUUUAUACUCUCAUAUGGGACUGUAUACAACAUUUCACAAGCAGGAGGAAGGUCACACAACCAGCAUUUCCACUUCCCCAUAAGCUCCCUAUAUGCACAAAAGCCUCUGCAGAGGGUUAAGGGCAUCUGCUUAACAUUGUGGGCUGAUCUUAUGGGGCUGGCAGAAGAAUCUUGCACCAUUCACACAAGAUUCCCAGUUACUGCAUUCAUUCUUAAUGUUUACUAAUUAUUACGCAACUUAACUGGAAACAUCACUUCUCUUACUGCAGAAAUAUCUCCUAGGCCAGGGAUGGGGAACCUGUGGCCUUUUAAAACAUACCGGAUUAUCAUUCCCAUUAGCCCCACUCAUAACCAACAAUUGGGGAUAAUGGGAACUCUAGUCUGAGGUUCCCCAUCUUUGCCUCAGGUAAUCUUAACAGCCUUGUGGGUUUGCUUGGUCAUAAUUCUCCAAAAUAAUAAAAAUAAAGACUCUGUGGCCUCUUAACUUUUGUACC
Messenger RNA from Zootoca vivipara (common lizard), 5378 nucleotides. RefSeq names its product inturned planar cell polarity protein (gene INTU). Gene Ontology annotation, molecular function: protein binding. Gene Ontology annotation, biological process: cilium assembly; nervous system development; establishment of planar polarity. NCBI's taxonomy places the organism in Eukaryota, Metazoa, Chordata, Lepidosauria, Squamata, Lacertidae. Gene Ontology annotation, cellular component: cytoplasm; cilium. The record is from RefSeq and is a predicted model, not a curated record.